Elaeis guineensis (African oil palm) is the source of this 1387-nucleotide messenger RNA. RefSeq names its product protein PHOSPHATE-INDUCED 1. The record is from RefSeq and is a predicted model, not a curated record. Lineage: Eukaryota; Viridiplantae; Streptophyta; Magnoliopsida; Arecales; Arecaceae.
GAAUGGAUCCCACCAGCUGUCUAAGACUAGAAAGGCGUGGAAUGGAUCCUACCAGCUGUCUAGAAUUCCACUCCAUAUAGUGUGUUGCACAUUGUCUCACGAAGGUGAGACGAAGCCCCCUUUCCCUUAUUUAUUUUAUCCCAAGUGAUCGAUAAUCAUUUAACGCACUCGCCCCUCCUCACCUAUUUAUAUCCCCUUCCCCACUCAUCCAACUCCAUCGAUCAAACACCUCUCCUUUCUUCCGUGCUCCGAGACCUUCCCCCUUCCCAAAUAAUGGCUUCAACUCAAGUAGCUAGCGCGACCCUUCUAGGGGUAGUAGUACUAGUCAUGAGCUUAGCCCAAGUGUGCAUGGGAUCCAGAAAGCUAGCCACCUUGGUCCAACCAACACCACUCAAAUACCACAAUGGAGUAGUGCUCCAAGGUGACGUCCCCAUCUCCAUCCUUUGGUAUGGCAAGUUCACCCCAACCCAGAAGUCCAUCAUCUCCGACUUUCUCCUCUCCCUCACUCCCCAGCCCUACCAAAAGCUAUCAAGCCCUUCUGUAUCUCAGUGGUGGAACACCAUUGAUGAGUUCUAUUUGAGCAAGGCUGGAAUCAAGAGCCCAAAGAAGAGCCAAAUCCUUUUGGCUGGCCAAGUCUCGGACGAGAUAUGCUCUUUGGGCAAGUCCCUUACGAGAGACCAAAUCUCCGAGCUGGCGGCCAAGGCUGGCACGAAGAACGGCGGGAUCGCGCUGGUUUUAACGGCCGAGGAUGUGACGGUCGAGGGGUUCUGCAUGAGCCGGUGUGGGCUCCAUGAUUCGGACCGGAAGGCCGGCUCGAGCUACAUCUGGGUCGGGAACCCGGCGACGCAGUGCCCGGGUCAGUGCGCCUGGCCCUUCCACCAGCCAGUCUACGGGCCACAGACCCCGCCGUUAGUGGCGCCUAACGGCGACGUCGGGAUUGACGGCAUGGUGAUGAACCUGGCGAGCAUGAUGGCCGGCACGGUGACCAACCCGUUCGGUGACGGAUUCUACCAGGGCCCGAAGGAAGCGCCGUUGGAGGCGGCGACGGCGUGUCCCGGGGUUUAUGCCAAGGGGGCAUAUCCGGGAUAUCCCGGGGAUUUGUUGGUGGACGCCACGACGGGGGCGAGCUACAACGCGAAUGGGGCCCGCGGGAGGAAGUACGUGGUCCCUGCGUUGUUUGACCCGUCAACGGGCUCCUGCUCCACCUUGGUUUAGGAUGGGGAUUUAGCUGUUUUUAAUCGGAAGAUAUGGGAUUCUUAGACAUUGUUUUGUAUGUAGAUAUGGAGGUGAAGUUUGAAAAAUAGAAUUCUUUCAUUUAAUUGUUGGUCGUUCUAUCGUGGAAACUAAAUAUAAUAAAGAGAAAAGUCUAUCAUUUUGACCUCUCACA